Molecule: messenger RNA, 1341 nt
Organism: Entamoeba invadens IP1
Lineage: Eukaryota; Evosea; Mastigamoebida; Endamoebidae
Exons: 3
Coding region: 1-1341 (446 amino acids)
Molecular function (GO): GTPase activity; GTP binding
Source: RefSeq, a predicted model, not a curated record
AUGAAUUGCACUAGAGCAAAAACAGUGAUAGCGGACUCUUCAAUCAACUUUACACUCAAAGUAUCAUUUGUUGGAGACACUUCCAGUGACAAGGAUCGAAAAAUACUGAUGUACUCCCUCUACUUUACAAUGGAUAUGAAAUUUGGCAAUAGAAUUGGACGUAUUUCGGUCUCAAAUUAUCAGAACGACGUCGGGAAGGAUAAGAGCUAUUUUCCAUUUAAAGGAACAACCCUCGCAGUGAUAGUGUUUAAUGCCCAAGACCACUCAUACAAAAACAUUACUAAAUGGCACGAGGAAGUGACUCGAUAUUGUGGGAACGUCUUAACCCUUCACACUGUUUUUGUUGGUGUUAUUCAAAAGCCCAAAAAGAGUUUCAAGUCGGAUGAGAAGAUCAACAAUUUUAUUAAAGAAAUACCACACAAAGUGUAUUGUAGAUACACUCCCGGUGACAUCUUUCCAUUUUUCACUGAUUUUUAUCAACAAGUUGACGACUUGAAGAAGACCCACUUCACCGAGGAGUUCAUUCUGAAAGAAGAAAAAGAGAGGCAGCGUUCACGUAAUAAGACCCGAUGUGUCUCAACACCUAUGUUCGCCAAUUUACAGUCACCGCAAGGCAAAGCCAAAUUUGUAACAAAAUCAGAGACUGAGUUAUAUGUGCUAAUAAAAGCACUUUGGGCGUGCGACUCGUCGUUAUCCACUGAAGCACAUAAGAUGGUUCAAAACUUACUUGAUGUGCCGGCGUUCAUGGGUGAUGACAUUGUCGACUACCCCCACCACUUCAUCAAAAAAGAGGACGCAACAAUUCGUCUCAAGUUGGAUGUGUACAACCAUGUCAUUCAACAUGGGAAGUCUUACACGCCAUUUUUCAACGUUUCUAUCGUGACACUGGUCUUUCGAUUUGACGAAGAGUCUUCAUUCAAGAAUGUCAUCAAUUGGUAUAAAGAGUCACAACGGUUUUGUAACCUUCCAGCUGUCAAAUUUAUACUGGUCGGUGUCGAAGAUAAUAACACCAUUGCAACGAUCACCGACUUCCAAAUCGACGAGGUGAAGAAUGAGAUCGAGAAGACUAAGCAAUUCAACUAUGUCAAAGUAACUACCACAGACUAUUCAAACUUCAAGAACCUCUUCUAUAAGAUAGUCGACGAAAUCUACGGGACAGAGUACCCCGUCGAGUAUUUGAAGGGGUGUUGGACAAACCCAUCCAUUAGACAGGCCUGUUUCAAAAUUACAGAAAACAUUAAAGACGCUCAAAGAGUUCAACAGUUCCUCGACGCUGAAAACCAGAUGGAUGAGGAACGAGCAGAAAACGUUAAUUUGCUUGGUGGCUUUGAGGAGGAGUAA